Messenger RNA from Tachysurus vachellii, 801 nucleotides. RefSeq lists its product as uncharacterized. The coding region runs from base 37 to 741 and encodes 234 amino acids. Gene Ontology annotation, biological process: response to bacterium. The record is from RefSeq and is a predicted model, not a curated record. The transcript has 5 exons. NCBI's taxonomy places the organism in Eukaryota, Metazoa, Chordata, Actinopteri, Siluriformes, Bagridae.
UUCAGCAGCACGAGCCGCUCAGCACCAGAGUCUGAGAUGGAGACAUCAAGAGUCGCUCUCAUCGCUCUCGUGUGUGUUGUGUUCUCCAGUCAGAAGAGGAUCUCUGGAGCAGAAGUGGAGAUGAGAGUCAGACCAGGAGACGACGUCACUCUCUACUGUGACUGUGUUUGGAAAGAUGGAUUUUAUCCAGUGUGGUUUAGAAACUGCUCAGAAGAAGAUCAUCCUCCUUUUAUCAUCUCAUCUACCGAAUUGAUUCUUGGUGAUUUUUCACGUUAUUCGUUUGUGUUGAACGUUUCCACCAACACACACAAUCUGCUGAUUAAAAACAUCACAGAAUCAGAUCAGGGCCUGUACUACUGCGCUCUGAGUGAGAAGAAGGUUACGGACUAUAAAAAUGGUCCAAUACGCAGCAGUGACGUUUAUCACUAUGGAAACAAAUCAACUCGACUCUCUGUACUCGCAGAACCCUGUCACAGUGUAUCAGAGGAGAGUGUAAGCUGUGUAAGCUGGAGUCUGGUGUUCAGUGUGUGUGUUGUGUGUGUUCUCCUCUCCUCACUCCUCUCCUCCAUCUGUGUGUACUGCGUCUGCACAAACACCACUAAAGGAUCUGAACAGAGAGGAGAUCUGAUCACUGAAAAUGACUUUCAGGUACAUCAGUGUGAGAAGAGUGUAAAUGGGGAGUUUUGUUGUCACACUGAAGUCUUUUACACACUUCAGAAACCAGCAAUCAAAUCGGACUAAACCUCCCCAUACACCCCCCCCCACACACACCCACACACACACACACACACACACACACAC